This is a messenger RNA of Fomitiporia mediterranea MF3/22, 2832 nucleotides long. RefSeq lists its product as uncharacterized. Bases 101 to 2638 code for a protein of 845 amino acids. Gene Ontology annotation, molecular function: metalloendopeptidase activity; zinc ion binding. The transcript is spliced from 6 exons. Lineage: Eukaryota; Fungi; Basidiomycota; Agaricomycetes; Hymenochaetales; Hymenochaetaceae. The record is from RefSeq and is a predicted model, not a curated record.
ACGCUCUCCUCCUCCCACCACCUCAACUGGUCGACAGACUGAGGGAAGGAUAGCGAUAACACUAACUUAACGAAUCUUGGACACUUGCUUUCUCUUCAUUAUGCGUAUAUCAAUAAGUGCUUCGCUCGUGGCGCUUGCCGUGACUGGUGCGCUCGCUCAGCUGCAUGUCGGAAAGCCCGAGGGCCGCGUACGCAAGUCGCUCGGCUUUGGGCCUGAUAUUCCUCAUGCCGUGUUCAAUACCUCCCCGGAGCAGGCAUUCCAGGGACUGUCUAGCCUUGAUAAGCCCUUUGAGACUGCAGACGCGUUUGUGAAGCAGCUCCUUCGAAGAGACGGCCAGCCCAACGAAAUGAGCGACUACGUGCUACGCGAAGACUCAUAUACUGAUGAUAAUACUGGCGUUACACAUGUGUACUUCCGCCAACGCAUAAAUGGUCUGGAGGUCUCUGACGGUCAUAUCAACGUGAACGUCAAGGAUGGUGUCGUGAUAUCUUAUGGAGAUUCAUUUUACCGCGGAAUCGUCCCGGUACCCUAUACGAGCCCUGCAUUAGAGCAAGGUCUUGCAACUCCUUGGGAGACGAACUGCCAUCACCUUGAGUCGGCUAUGGACGGAGUCUUCCGAGAAGACCUCCGUACUUUAGGCGGCCAGAGCGGUCAAGUGCGCAUGGGUAAACUCAGCGAUAUGAGUGAGCUUGCGCAGCGCCUCGAGCAUUUGUACUCGACGAAUUGCGGUGGCGUAGAACUGACAAGUAAUCGUGUUGCGACCUUGCUCGCCGAUAAACGAGGUGACUCGUGGAAUGAUCUAGGUUCGGCACGUGACGCUGUGCUCACGUUCAUGCUUGCGGCUACCCCCGACGAGAAUCUCCAGGAGGACAUCUUGGCACGUUAUGAUCACUACCUCGAGGGCAUAUCGUCAACGUUUGACACUCAUUUUCACUCUGACGGUACUAUUCGAACUGUCGAGUCGCUGUCGAACGUACCAGAUACUGUGAACGCUGUCAAGGCAUAUCAUGCGUAUGCGCAGGUACCAGACGGCGACCGUACGCUUCUCACUCUUGUAUGGAAGAUCGAAGCUGAGAUGGCCGACAAUUGGUACGAGGCGGCAGUUUCUGCUUAUCGUCCCCACAAGAUUGUCUCCGUCGUCGACUGGGCCUCAGAUGCUGUGGUCGACCCCGCACACCUUGCACCAAUUCCGAAGAAGCCCAAGGACGAAGAGCGUGCGGAGUUUGCAACAUAUAAUGUCUUUUCAUGGGGUAUCAAUGAUCCUGAGGUUGGGAACCGGACGCAUGAGAAGGAGAGUAGUGACAAACUUGCAAGUCCUCUCGGCUGGCACUCAAUUCCGGCAGUGAACGACCCGAAGUCUGUAGGCCGUGGUCACGGAAAGGUUACUAUCAACAACUACACUACGACUUGGGGCAAUAAUGUAUUCGCGCAUGAGAACUGGGAAGGCCGAAACAACUGGGAGGACAACUACCGCCCUGACACUGGCCUGGAUCUAAAGUUUAACUUCACUUAUGACCCGAAAGAGAGAGAUAGCUCCGAAUCGCUUGCCGAGGCUAAGAAAUACAUCAACGCGACGGUCACGCAGCUCUUCUAUACUGUCAACCUCGUUCAUGACUUGUUCUACCGAUAUGGCUUUGACGAGAAGUCUGGUAACUUCCAACAGCAUAACUUCGGACGUGGUGGACGCGAGGGUGACGCUGUGAUUGCGAAUGCGCAGGAUGGUAGUGGGUACAACAACGCGAACUUCAUGACUCCGCCUGACGGUCAGAAUGGUCGUUGCCGCAUGUAUCUCUGGAAUACCGCGCAACCGUACCGCGAUGGUGACCUUGAAGCGGGCAUCGUUAUUCAUGAGUUGUGCCAUGGUUUGAGCACUCGUCUUACUGGUGGACCAAUGAAUUCUGGGUGCCUUGGUUGGGGAGAGAGUGGGGGAAUGGGUGAGGGCUGGGGUGAUUUCUUCGCGACCGUCAUCAGGAGCACAGCUACAUACUCUGACUACACGAUGGGUGCAUGGGCCGCAAAUCGUGCGGGUGGUAUUCGUACAUACCCCUACUCACUGAACAUGACAAUCAACCCAACGACCUACAAGACCGUCGACAAAUACUGGGAAGUCCACAGCAUCGGCCAAGCAUGGGCCCAAUUCCUCUGGGUUGUUGCACAGAAGUUCGUUGACAAGUACGGUUUCUCGGACUCGCUCUUCCCGCCUCUCCCGCUUGACAAUGGUACGAUUCCGGAGGGCGACUUCUACCGCCCUGCAGAGUUCGAUGCAAUGGGUAGGAAGAAGCCGCUCGUGCCGAAGCACGGGAACUCGCUCAUCACUCAACUCGUCAUCAACGGGAUGAAGUUACAGAAAUGCAUGCCAGGUUUCUUGGACGCUCGUGAUGCGAUCAUCCAAGCCGACCAAGUCCUUACCGGUGGUGAGAACUAUUGCUUACUCUGGGAGGGCUUCAGUGAACGUGGACUUGGACCGAAUGCACGUGUUGAUGGGCGUACACCUUGGGGUGGAGGAAUCCGAACUAACGACUUCGAAGUCCCGUCAGCAUGCAAGGAGGGCGGCGUACCCGAUACGCCUGACGAUGGCGAAGAUGACGAGGAAGAGUUCGUCCUCGUUGACUUUGUCGAUUUUGCCCUCAGCCAUUAGCUCCCAUCACUGAGCUAGCGCAUCCAUCUAGACUAUAACUACAUAGAUUGGUUUAACUCAGUAACACUAACACAGGCCUAUGCUACGCGGUGGCGAUAUGUUUCAUUUUAGUCAUUCAUUUUUCUAUGCUGUCUUGUAUAGUAUACUGACUGUCUGUCGUUUUUGCUUUGCAAUCUACAUAACCUAUACGAACC